AGGGAGAGAGGGACCUUCAGACUGGAACAGCAACUGAUAGAGGCGGACGGAGAGAGACUGAAAGACACAGACAGGGAGGGAGGGAAGGAAGAACUGACACACCAGAAAGAGAGAGAGAGAGAGAGAGGGAGGGAGAGAACGAGAGACAGAGAGAGAGAGACAGAGAGACACGGCCAUCCGGGAUCGCUCCAGUGCUUCACCGUGGCCGUGGCAGGCAUGGCGUCGGAGCCCGGCACCCAGACCAGGGUGAUGUUCCAGACCAAAGAGGAAGAACCUCCCCACCGCAAACUGGGCAAGCUGACGGUCAAAUACAACCGCAAGGACCUGCAGCGAAGGCUGGACAUCGAGGAGUGGAUAGACGGUCAGCUGCACCUGCUGUUCGACUGCGAAGAAGAGGAGAUUCCUGAGCUGGAAAUUGACAUUGAUGAGCUCCUGGAGCUUUCCGACGCGGAGCAGAGAUCACGGCUACAGGAGUUACUACAGGAAUGUGGCAAGCCAAAAGAGGACUUUAUCAACGGCCUGCUUUACCGAAUGAAGGGUCUACGCAAGAUGUCAGGACCCUUGAAGAAAUGAGGAUUAGGUCAAUAUCCAGAUGUAGUUAAUGUCCACAUAGUUAAUGUGAACACCCCCAGCUACCCCCUCCCCCUCCACACACACCCCCCUAGCAACCUCUAUGUAGAAACCCUAUAAUGUGGAACAUAAAAAAGUAGGUGAACAUGUCUCCUUUCCCUGUACUCCAUGGGUCAAAAACAGAUUCCAGUAUGGCUUUUAUUAUUUAUGGACAUGUUCAACAUCAUGACCCCUCUCUGGCAGACUUCCGUAUCGUUGGGAAUGGGAAACGUGUAUUAUUCUUAAUGUAAUUUUUUUUUCAGUGAAUUGUACAUUUUUGGUGGCCUAUUUAUAUAUUUUUUUGGUUCUGACCGGUGUUGUAUGUCAUUAUAAUAACAAUAAAAAAAGAAACAUUUUCAGAA
Messenger RNA from Clupea harengus (Atlantic herring), 971 nucleotides. It is a transcript of the gene ppp1r14d, whose product is annotated as protein phosphatase 1 regulatory inhibitor subunit 14D. The record is from RefSeq and is a predicted model, not a curated record. Gene Ontology annotation, biological process: regulation of phosphorylation; innate immune response. Gene Ontology annotation, molecular function: protein serine/threonine phosphatase inhibitor activity. Gene Ontology annotation, cellular component: cytoplasm. Lineage: Eukaryota; Metazoa; Chordata; Actinopteri; Clupeiformes; Clupeidae.